Messenger RNA from Serpula lacrymans var. lacrymans S7.9, 891 nucleotides. RefSeq lists its product as uncharacterized. The record is from RefSeq and is a predicted model, not a curated record. Bases 1 to 891 code for a protein of 296 amino acids. Lineage: Eukaryota; Fungi; Basidiomycota; Agaricomycetes; Boletales; Serpulaceae. The transcript has 4 exons.
AUGUCAUCUGGAUAUCUUCUUGAGGGUCGACAACGAGUCUACCUCGUUGUAGAAAGCCCUGUGCCAGCCCCAGGCGGCGGCAAUCAGGGCUCUCAGAAAAACCCUCCAAGUCGGACUUACCACCGCAAUUACUAUAGCUCUCGUUCUUCUUCACGAAACAACGCUGCCUCGGUCAUCCUUGGUAAUAGCAAGGCACAUGCUGAGUUGGAGGAUGAAGCAAGUCAGGGUGGGGGGAUUAGCAUCAAAAAAGAGCCUGAGCCAGAUGUUCUAGUCAGCGAUAGAGCAGAAGUUGGGGGUCAACACAGUUCAUACCAGCCCGAGGAUGAAAGUGUCAGAAAAUCUUGGAAAGAUCCUGACAGUAAAAGUCAGAGCCCAGAGUCCGAGUAUGACCUGCAAUCACAUCCUAUUGAAGACCACGGCAGUCAAUAUCCUUGGCUUGUUCCGAGUUCAGGACUCACCAAAAAGUCAUCACCGGAUAAGCCGUUUCCCAAUCCCAGUGAUGAAGAGAUCAUUUUUACCCUUCAUCAUUCAAAAGGGUUGCAACCAAGGAUCGUGAAAAAACGUCAAGUCGGAGAGAUAGGGGACGAAAAUGUUGAGCCUACCAAACAAGACGCAUCAGCUCAAGUGGACUUACCGUCUAACGAAGUUGUCCCUGUUCCCAUCACACCUCGCAAGGCCCGCCGUUUUGUUAUCUCUCAAUUGGAGAUAACACCUAGCAAAACAACACAGAAGAUGCGCCAGGGCACUGGAAGCCCCGGCAUCAGUGAAAGGUUGGAUAGAAUUGAGAACCGGGCACAAGACAUCAGCGAGGCUUUGAAAGGAGUAACUUGUGCAAUCGAUGGUCAGACUUCGGCCCUGGAAAAUAUUUUCCGUGAGUGCCUGAAUAAGUAG